Messenger RNA from Brenthis ino (lesser marbled fritillary), 1566 nucleotides. Lineage: Eukaryota; Metazoa; Arthropoda; Insecta; Lepidoptera; Nymphalidae. The record is from the annotation of a GenBank genome assembly.
AUGGUCGUGAACGGAAGAAUGGAAAAAGGCGCCAAAAUUGACACAUCCAUAGCGACGCUCGAAGAAGCUAUGGUUGAGACUGGUUUUGGAAUAUAUAACAUCAUGCAGAUGCUGCUAAGCGGUUUGAUCCUUAUGGGAGUUAUCAUGCAGAGCCUGGUUAUGGGGUACGUGUUGCCGGCCGCGCAAUGUGACCUAGACCUCACUAUGCAGCAACGAGGAUGGUUGGCUGCGAUACCUUUUCUAGCUAUAAUUGUCACGUCGUACUUCUGGGGGUAUAUCGCGGACACGCGCGGGAGACGCAACGUGAUGAUGUUUGCGAUGGUCGUCUCUGCCACGAUGGCCGCCAUUUCUAGCUUCGCGCCGGAAAUGAUUUCGUUUGGUUUCCUGGCAUUCGUCGCGGCUAUGUUUACGUCGGGACCUUCCGCGAUAGUUUACACGUUUUUGGGAGAGUUCACUAACAUGCAGCACAGGGACAAGAUAGUCGCUUUCGGAUCUUCUUUUGUGGGCAUCGGAACUGUGGUAUUGCCAGCGAUAUCCUGGCUUAUCCUCCCCUUAGACUUUUCAUUUCCUAUCGACUUUCUCAACAUCUCGUACCGUCCUUGGCGCCUGCUGGUCAUCGCCAGCACUAUUCCAUUCAUCUUGAGCACAAUCUUUUUGUUUUUCGCACCUGAGAGCCCUAAAUAUUUGAGUGCCUCGGGAAGAUCAGAAGAAUGUCUGAAAGUUCUAAGGAAAAUCUAUGCGGUGAAUAAAUGGAAGUCAGAAGACAGUUAUCCUGUAAAAACUUUAAUAUCUGAAGUGCAGGACACUAAAAAGGAAGAAAUUAAAGGGAUGAGCUCUAUACUAAGAUCAAUGAAGGACCAGACCCUCCCCUUGUUCAGGCCCCCUCUGGUGCCCUGGACUUGUCUCACUUGCUUCAUCCAAUUCGGAUUGUUUGCUACUACAAACGGUUUCUACGUCUGGUUCCCGACUAUAUUAAAUUCUCUUGUGAACCACGAGGGGGAGGAAAGCCGCAUCUGUGACGUUUUAGAUUCUGAAAAGAACAAAUCGCCUAUAAAUGGCACUGAGAUCAUUUGCGACGACACAAUGAACACAGCAAUCUUCGAGAUGUCCAUAUACAUUGGGCUGGUCUUCUGUUCUAUGUACAUUAUCGUGGGAUUCCUCGUAGACUGUUUAGGGAAGAAGACCAUUCUCGUGGUGGUGCUCACCAUCACAGGAGUGUGCGGGAUCGUGGCUCACCACGUGUACAACCAGAUGGUGGCGGUGGCUUUGUUCGCCAUAUUCCAGAUGUGUGGUGCUUGUAUUGGGCUGACUAAUGCUGUUGCUGUUGAGCUCUUCCCUACUAAGUACAGAGCGAUGGCUGUGUGCCUCGCCAUGAUGAUGGGGCGCGUGGGCUCCAUGUGCGCUUCCAGCCUCAUCGGCGUCUUCUUAGAGACCAACUGUGGACUCAGCUUCUAUCUGUUCGGAGGGAUUAUUAUUGUGUGUGCGCUGCUGUGCUUCACUCUGCCGGCUAAGAAUAGUGGUCCAGUUCUUAUGACGAAGAAACCGAAUGAACCUUACGUACCCGCU